Molecule: messenger RNA, 738 nt
Organism: Penicillium odoratum
Lineage: Eukaryota; Fungi; Ascomycota; Eurotiomycetes; Eurotiales; Aspergillaceae
Product: acetoacetate decarboxylase family protein
Exons: 1
Coding region: 1-738 (245 amino acids)
Molecular function (GO): lyase activity
Source: RefSeq, a predicted model, not a curated record
AUGCCAUUUGGGUCACUUUCAGUAUCUAACACGGCCAUUCCACAGUAUGCUCCUCCAUAUCCCGUGAAUGGCAGCGACUACACAACCAAGACUGUUCUCAUCGUUGUCUAUCAAACAUCGCUUCAAUGUGUGCGACAUUUUGUACCGGAUAUGCUAGAGCUAGACGAUGAGCCAGAGGUAUCAGUAAUGCUUUUGGAUCACAGCAUGACCUCAUUCGGCCCAUACAAUGAGUAUGUCCACUCGGUCAAAGUCAAAUACAAAGGCGACACAUUUGACUACUUUCUCUCUCUAAUCCUUGAUAACGACUCACCAAUAUCCUGCGGCCGUGAGCAAUUCGGUUUUCCCAAGAAGUUGGGGAAUGUGGAGUUGGCGUUGAAAACUGGAUCGACGGUUGUGCAGGGCUACGUGGAGAGACCUACAGGCCAAAAAAUUGUUGAAGUUGGUUUCCAGCCUGAGCAGAAGGUGAUGGGCAAAAUGGAGAAAUCUAUCCCGGGGUUAAAUUUGCGAGUUAUACCUUCAGUGAUUUCGGGACAGAGUCCAUCCGUUAAGGAACUGGUGCCGGUGAACAUCGAUAUGGAGGCAAGCGAGGUUUGGCAAGGCUCUGGAUCUAUCUGCUUCCCGGAGCCAUCAAGCUUUGACCCGAUGCAUGAAAUCAAAGUCGUUCGAUAUGAAAAAGCGACUCUCUUACGGAAUGCAUCCCUUGCGAUCCGUUUGCCGUCAAAAGUUUUUCAGCUAUAA